Messenger RNA from Ilex paraguariensis (yerba mate), 2033 nucleotides. Lineage: Eukaryota; Viridiplantae; Streptophyta; Magnoliopsida; Aquifoliales; Aquifoliaceae. The record is from the annotation of a GenBank genome assembly.
AUAAAACUCAUUCUUUUUAUCUGUGCUCUUAUUAAAUGGUUCAUGAAAGUUUAUAUUUAAUCAACCUGCAAUUGUUGCAUUGGUUUGUACUUAGAGGAAAAUGGAUUAACUUUAUUCUCUAAUGGAGUACAUAGGUUCUGGGACCUUAACUGGAGUGACUCGGGAAGUUCAGGAACAAGGGGACAAUUCGACACGAUUGAAGGAACGAGCUUGGAGGUAGUAGUGGAAAAUGAAGAACAGGUAGAGCUCUCAUUCACAAGAAUGUGGGACUCCUCGGUCCAGGGCAAGCAGGCCCCCUUAUAUAUAGACAGAAGGUUUGUAAUGCUUCGUGGUUCCUCGGGAUUUUACUCCUACGCGAUUUUCGAACACUUAGAGGAUAUGCCUGCAUUCAACCUUAACACAACCAGGAUUGCCUUUAUGCUCAGGAAAGACAAGUUUCAUUACAUGGCCGUAGCGGAUAAUAGACAACGGUUCAUGCCUGAUCCAGACGACCGGUUACCGGAAAGAGGCCAAGCACUGGCAUACCCCGAGGCAGUCCUUCUUGUCAAUCCAAUAGAGCCAGAAUUCAAAGGAGAGGUGGAUGACAAGUACCAGUACUCCAGUGAGAACAAAGAUAACCGGGUUCACGGGUGGAUAUGCUUUGACCCGCCCUUGGGGUUCUGGCAAAUCACACCUAGCAAUGAAUUCCGAACUGGAGGACCCAUCAAACAGGACCUAACCUCCCAUGUGAACCCAACCACCCUUGCUAUAUUUGUCACUUCUCAUUACGCGGGCAUGGAUCUUGUAGUAAAAUUUGAAACCGGGGAGAUAUGGAAGAAAGUUUUGGGCCCGGUCUUUAGCUAUCUCAAUUCCGUACCAGAUGAAGCCGAUGCCCUAUCGCUAUGGGAUGAUGCCAAAGAACAGAUGAACAAAGAAGUCCAAUCCUGGCCAUACAGCUUCCCAGCAUCAGAAGAAUUCCCAAGGUCUGAUCAGAGAGGCACAGUUUGGGGUAGAUUGCUUGUACAAGACAGGUGUAUUAGUGAGGAACAGAUACCAGCGAAAGGUGCAUAUGUGGGGUUGGCGCCUCCCGGGGAUCUUGGAUCAUGGCAAAGAGAAUGCAAGGGCUACCAAUUUUGGACCACGGCAGAUGAAGGUGGCCAUUUUGUCAUUAAGAAUAUACGAGCUGGAAACUAUAAUCUUUAUGCAUUUGUGCCGGGAUUUAUCGGGGACUAUCGAUAUACUACUGCAAUUAAUAUAACCUCAGGUUGUCAUACUAAGGUGGGAGAUCUUGUAUAUGAGCCUCCAAGAGAUGGUCCAACACUUUGGGAAAUUGGCAUUCCCGACCGUUCUGCGGCAGAAUUUUAUGUUCCUGAUCUUAAUCCGAAUUAUAUCAACAAGCUCUAUAUGAACCAUCCUGAUAGGUUUAGACAGUAUGGAUUGUGGGAAAGAUAUGCAGAUUUAUAUCCUGACGAAGAUUUGGUUUACGAAGUUGGCAGAAGUGACUAUAAAAAUGAUUGGUUUUUUGCUCAGGUUACCAGGAAAGCUGGUAAUAACACAUAUAAAAGUACUACCUGGCAAAUCAAGUUCAAAGUUGAAAACGUAAAACAUACUAAAAUCUAUAAAUUGCGGUUAGCGCUUGCGUCUGCACAUCGUUCUGAAUUACAGGUUCGGAUUAAUGAUCGAGAAGCGGACCCUCCUCUAUUUUCAAGUGGAGUAAUUGGAUGGGAUAACGCAAUUGCAAGGCAUGGGAUUCAUGGGCUUUACUGGCUGUUCAAUGUGGACAUAACUGGUUCUCAACUUGUGGGAGGCGAUAUUAAUACCAUAUUCUUGACACAAGCAAAGAGCACUAGCCCUUUCCAAGGGAUUAUGUAUGACUAUAUUCGUUUGGAAGGUCCCUCUUCUUCUUAAGGAAAAAAACCCUUCAAUGUGUGUCCUUAAAGAUCUUUAUGGAACUGUAGGCUUCAGUUGAUCGAAAUUGCCCACAAGAUUAUGAUUUCUUCCUGUUUGAUUUAUGCUUGUAAUUUGCCAAGAAACCCUUGUUUUUUUUCAAUGGC